UUCUCAAUCGUUAUAAUUGACUAGUAUAAUUGGAAGCAAAUUUUAAGAAACAAUUUUGCAAAUUUCAAUGUGAUAUUUCUAAUCCGAAAACCUGUACAAAACUAGAGUUAAAACGUAUCCAAUCACAAUUAGUUUCACGUCAAUGCAUAUUGAACGAGACUGUCAUCUGAAUAAGGAACGAACACGUAAUUUGAAUGAUUCCGUAUUAAUAAGCUAAAUUAUUUUGGAAAAUAAGGGAAAAAAUGUUAAGAUUAAGUGGCAUUAAACGAGAUGUACUCGAUAUAUUUAUUGUAGGUAGCUAAUUAUUCCAUAUAGAUAAUACUACAAAUGAACGCAUAAAGACAUUCUUUGUCGAAAAAAUAUAAAUUACAAAGGUGUGACCGUUGACCUUUUUAUAUGUCACUUUUUAUAUUUCUAUUUAGUUUAUCACAUUCUGGGUGAUAUAGAAUUUCAUAAUGUCUUAGCGUUGGUGGAUUGCCACGUACAAAAAUUUUUCCACAUUUUAAAUUCAAUAAUUUGGUUUCGGCGGGACUAACUAUUUAUCCUUCUUUUAUGUUUUUGUGCCGGUGGAUCCGUAUGCAUACAAUGCAAAGAUGCUGUAGCAAGAAUAAAGUUGACUAUCCUAAGUGAUUGAAGAUUCCUAGUGUACACUAACACAAAUAUAUUUCUGUGACGUUUCGGGAUAGAUUUCAAGAUUGAAACACCACUCAUUUUAUAUUAUAGAUAAUUACAGAAUCAACUCUCGUCCAACUCUCUCCAAAUAUAGAGCAACAAACAUACAGUAAUGUGCAAUCUUAUGCUGGUGGAACGCUGGAAUAUUUCCGAGUUCAAAUUGAAACAAAACCGAACCGGAACUACAACUUUUACAUCAAAACAAAAACCUGUGCCGGGUCAAGCAACACGUCGAGAGCCGAUGGAGAAUGUGUUACAGAUAUGGCAGCACCAGAAUCUGUACCAGAACCAACUUUAAUGAAUUCUACUGAAAACUCACCAGUACAGCCGAUAAAAGUCAAUGUACCUAAUGAGUCGAAUGGUACAAUAAGCUGUAUUUUGUGCUCGUGAAAUCAGGAAGUAAAUUGACAAACAACGCAAUAACGAUAGACGAUAUUAACCAGGCAUCGAAUGUAGCAAUAAACCAAGCACCGGGUGAUAUGGAUUAUCUGGCUAUUGCAAUACAAAGGUCCGAAAUCAACGGUUCUUCAAUAGAACUAAUUUUGGGCGAAGACACAUUUAGUAGCUGCGAUAUCUCUUCGUCUCCUGGCAAUAGAGGAAAACGUGCAACAACACAACAUAUAUCAGGAAGAAACUUGAGACUGAAGGGCGCUGUAACUUACAGUUACUACGUGGUAUCUUCAACACCAUCUAUUACGUCCGGAAACACCUAUUUAAAACAAAGUCCUCCUAGUUCAUUUUAUCAUGACUAUAUUGAAGAUUCCAGUUUGUGGUGGAUAGCUGGUAUUAUUGGUGGUGUGGCUGCUUUGGUUACUGUGGUUCUGAUAGUCAUUUACAUAAAGAGAAGGAAUCAUACUAAAAAAUUGAAUGAUCGAGAUUCCAAGCGGUAUAGACUCCCUGCUUCACGAAAUGAGAUGGAUGAAACUACAGUUUAUGCGAACUUUGGGGCUGAUAUUGAAGAGAAAGAUGAAUCGAAAACUUCAAUUUCCGUGAAAGAGUUACUUGCGGUAUUUGAACAGAAAAAUGCAAAUGGCGGAGAAAAGUUCUUGGAAGAGUUCACGGCCCUCAAGAGAGAAGCUAUUACCAUAUUUUCAACAGACAUAGCGUCAAAUGAAAACCUGAAGACUAAAAACAGAUAUAAAAAUAUUUUACCUUUUGACUUAUCCAGAGUUAAUUUGAAAGGAGAAAACGAAGAAACAUACAUUAACGCCUGCUAUAUUCACGGCUACAGUAAGUCCAGAAAGUUCAUCGCAACUCAAGGACCUCUUCCAACUACAAUAGAUGAUUUUUGGAGAAUGGUGGUUGAGCAGAAAUCUAAAGUUAUUGUUAUGCUUACAAAAUGUGUCGAGGCACAAAAGAAAAAGUGUGAAAAAUAUUGGCCAGACGUUGGACAGGAACAAAUUUUCGGCCAAAUUAGAGUAUCUUGUGAUAAAGAAGAAGUUUUUGGAGGCUACAAAAAGAGAACUUUUACUAUUUAUACUGAGGAUGAGCCUGCCUAUCAAGUUGAACAAUACCAUUUCCUGAAUUGGCCUGAUCACGGAGUUCCUGUUACAACUUCUAACUUUUAUCGAUUCUAUGAAGCCUGUAUGGGAAGUCAUGGAAAUGAAGAUUGCCCUAUUAUUGUGCACUGCAGGUCAGAUUCAGAUGCAGAUGACAUUGAACUCGGGGUCAAGAUUCAGGAAGAUAGAAGAUAUGUUCAACGAACUUCAAGAAUUAAGAAAGAGUUUAAAAAUGUUGAUGUUGCUUCUGGAUUUAGUAAGAUCAGUGAAAAACAUGCUGAGAACUACAAAGUCAUCAUAAUGUGGCAGCAGGGAGAUGGAAACGUGAUACCAAAACUAAAUGCCAAUCAUCUCGAGACAUACGACGAAUCUAUUCGCAUGAUUGCGUGUGAAGGACCGAAGUUAGCAAAUGUUGAAAAUUUCUGGAGAGCUGUACUUGAUAGUGACGUCACAACAAUUGUAAUGCUGAAUGAACUUGUUAAGCAAAAUGUGCACAACAUACAGUACUGGCCAUCAGUAGAAGGAAAAUCAAUCACAUUUGGAAAAGUAUCUGUUCAGCUAAAGAACUCGAGCUCAACAGGGGAAUAUAUCAAAAGGAAUUUUUUGGUUACACGUGGUGAUGAACGAAAAGAAGUGACGCAAUAUCACAUCUUGGGUUGGAGAUCCAGUGCGUGUCCCGAUGACGCCACUACUGUACUUGACGUAAUCGAUGAAAUUCAGAUGAAUGCUUUGAAACAGGAUGUUUCAACAGUAUUGGUGCACUGCAGGGAUGGCUUGGGAAGGACAGGGGCAUUCUGUGGCAUAAUGAAUUUGAUUUCCCGCGCUAAAAUCGAAGGAAAAGCCGAUGUGUUCAGAGUUGUGAAGGAUUUGAGAGAUUGUCGACCAGGAAUGAUUCAAUCAUUGGACGAAUAUCGAUUCUGCUACCGAGCUGUUGAGCAGUGGUUAUGUUCUAAUAACGUCAAUGGAAAAGAAUUCGUAGAAGAAAAUCCAUAUGAAAAUGAUGUGCAGUCGCAAUAUGAUGGUGCGAUUUACGAGAAUCACCAGAUAUCAGUUUAAUCCAAUAUAUGUUCAAAAACAUUCCGCUUUUAACUGUUCUCCUGAUCUCAAAGAAUAUUCAAAUUUUGCAAGUCGUCGUAGUGUUUCAUCGUAUAAUUAAGUCAUCAUUCUCAUUUAUUCCAGUAUUUUAAAAAACUGCUUUGUGUUUUUUACAUUUUGCAAUAUUUGCUUUAUACAAUGUACUCGUUUAUUCUGAAUUAAUUCUGAAUUUGUCAUUUUAGUCAAAAGAAAAGUUACUGAAACCAUAAAUUAUUUAACUUUUCAAGUCGUCGUAGGGUUUCUCCUUAUAUUUAAAUUAUCAUUUUCAUUUAUUCAAGUAUUUUAAAAAAAAUGCUCAAUUUUUUUUUUGGUUAAUUUCCUCAA
Styela clava is the source of this 3590-nucleotide messenger RNA. NCBI's taxonomy places the organism in Eukaryota, Metazoa, Chordata, Ascidiacea, Stolidobranchia, Styelidae. The record is from RefSeq and is a predicted model, not a curated record.